AUGAGCGUCACCUCCUGGUUCCUGGUGAGCAGCAGCGGCACCCGCCACCGCCUGCCGCGCGAGCUCAUCUUUGUGGGACGCGAUGAGUGCGAGCUUGUGCUGCAGUCCCGCAGCGUGGACAAGCAACAUGCCGUCAUCAACUACGACCAGGACAGGGACGAGCACUGGGUGAAGGACCUGGGCAGCCUCAAUGGGACUUUCGUGAAUGACGUGCGCAUCCCGGACCAGAAGUAUGUCACGCUGAAGCUCAACGAUGUCAUCCGCUUCGGCUACGAUUCCAACAUGUAUGUGCUGGAGCGUGUGCAGCACCGCCUCCCCGAGGAGGCCCUCAAGCAUGAGAAGUACACCAGUCAGCUGCAGGUGAGCGUCAAGGGUUCCUCACCUAAGAGGGGCGAGCCGUUGCCAGACCACACACCGUACUGCGAGUCCUCGAACCCCAAGCCAGAGAAGGGGGACCGGAGGCCAGGGACAGAGGCAGCGACCUACCGCACACCCCUGUACGGCCAGCCAUCCUGGUGGGGGGAAGAUGAUGGUGGCAGCCCACCUGAGGACCGGCACCAGGAGGAGCCUGACCCAGAGCGUCCCAGGGGCCUGGCCCAGCAGGACAGGGAGCUCAGCGGCAUGCCGGCUGGUUUCCGGGCCGCCGUCGAGACGCAGGGCUACGCGUUCCGCCGGGAGCCCAGCUACUUUGAGAUCCCCACGAAGGAGUCACCGCCUGCAGCAGAGCGCUCCCCUGAGGUGCUGGCGCACGAGGCCCCCACCAAGGACCAAGAGCCAGGCGGCAGCGGAGUGGUACCCAUGGUGCACAGCCACGCCUCCUUCACCAUCGAGUUUGACAACUGCAGCCCAGGCAAGGUGAAGAUCAAAGACCACAUCACCAAGUUCGCCCUGCGCCAGCGGUGGCCCCCAGGCAAGGAGGCCGCGCCUGCAGAGAUGGUGUCGGCUGAGACCAAGGUGGCCGACUGGCUAGUGCAGAACGACCCCAGCCUGCUGCGCCGGGCUGGCCCAGGGGAUGACCGCCACAGCACCAAGAGUGACCUGCCCAUCCACACCCGCCUGCUGAGGGGCCACAAGCACGAAGAUGGGACACAGAGUGACUCGGAGGACCCGCUGGCUCCGACGUCGGCGACGUCGGCUGGGAUGUCUGCGGAGGCCGGCGCGGAGCAGGCCCGGCUGCAGCGGCAGAUCAAGCGGGACCCCCGGGAGCUGCUGCACAACCAGCAGGCCUUCGUCAUCGAGUUCUUCGACGAGGACACGCCUCGCAAGAAGCGCUCCCAGUCCUUCACUCACGCGCCCCCUGUGGACCCCAAGGCUGACAAGCGUCCCCGCGCCCCCGGCCUGGCCGACAGGGACCGCCCAGGCGUAUCCCCAACCCCUGCGCGGGCAGCAGGCGUCGGUGCGGGUCCCCAGCGGGCGGGCUCCCUCAAGCGGCAGAAGACAGAGGAUCGGCUGGGCGGCUCUUCGCCCCCCGCCGACCCCCAGCUGACCAAGGCGCGCAGACAGGAGGAGGAUGACAGCCUCAGUGACGCGGGCACCUACACCAUCGAGACGGAGGCGCAGGACCAGGAGGUGGAGGAGGCCCGCAAGAUGAUCGACCAGGUGUUUGGAGUGUUCGAGUCUCCAGAGCUUUCCCGGAUGUCCUUGGCCACCUUCCGCCCAGUCAUCAGAGACGGCAGAGAGGAGGGGGCCGAUGGGGGUGUGGCCCAGCGGCUGGCUCUGCUGCAGGAGUUUGCCUCGCGGCCAGCAGGGACAGCCCCACAGGCAGAGCACCAGGGGCCUGGCUCACCCGGGGCUCAGAAGUGGGUGUCCCGCUGGGCUAGCCUGGCUGACAGCUACUCAGACCCGGGCCUGACAGAGGACGGUGCUGGCCGCCGGCCCACGGAGCCGGAGGUGGCCCUGCCCUCGCGCACACGGCGCCUCCUCCCGCAACUGCCCAGCGAGCGAGCGGAUAGUCCUGCGGGCCCCGAGGCCACCAGGAAGGCCGGGCUCGGGUUGCCGGAGCCAGGCAGCGAACAGGCCAGCCUGCUCUUUCGCCAGGAGGACCUGGACCCUGAUAGCCUUAGUGACGCCAGCGGGUCAGACAAUGGUCGGGGCCCUGAGCCAGGCCGGGGGCAACCGCCCGAAAGACGCAGGAGCCCCGAGGAGAUGCUGCCGUGGACCAGGGGCCGGCGCUCACCUCGGACCCUGGGGGAGCCGGCCCCCACCUCGUUCUUCAUAGGGGAUCAGAAUGGGGAGGCUGGCACCACCAGGAAACCUUUGACAGCUCCAGAGGAAGCAGAAGGCCCAGGAACGGCGCCUCCACCGCGGGCAGCUCCGCCCAGCGUGCAGACGCAGAACGGUGCCUAUGUCAGCACCACUGGGCGGAUGGUCAUCCAGCUUGACACCGGGCACUCCACAGAGCCCGGGGGCCCCGGCCCAGCUGCGUCCAAAGAGGCCCUGGCCUUCGUCCGGCAGGAGAGCUUCACCAAGGAGCCGGCCAGUGGCCCACCGGCCCCUGGCAAGCUUCCGCACGUCUCCAGCCACCCCCUGCUCCAGGACCUGGCUGCAGCCCGGGCCGCCCGCUCAGAUCUCCACUCCCAGGACACCCGCCUGAUCCUGAAGGAGACCGAGACAGCGCUGGCAGCUCUGGAGGCCCAGCUGCUGUCCAGGUCCACGGAGGCGCAGGGCGAGGGUGGUGGCCCCUCUGGGCCACCAGAAGACUCCCUCUCUGGGGACUCAGACGUGGACACGGCCAGCAUGGCCAGCCUGCUCAGUGGCAAGAAUGAGUCCAGCCCGAUGACCCCGCCUACGGGGCUGCAGAAGGACAAGCCGCUGGCCGCACAGGACCCAGAGGUCUCGACUUUGAGCGGUGCUCGGGAGCGGCCCUCAGAGAAGCAGCGUCGCCUGGCAGACGCUGGCUGCGGAGAGCUGGCCCGGGACCUGUCCACGAGACGUGGGCAUGGGCCCCGUGGGGCCCUGGACUGGCCAGACGAGGGGCGUGGCUCCGGCCCCACCCACCCACCCAUCUCAGACGCUGUUGCCUCAGACCAUGAGACGCCUGUGAACACCGGGGCAGGACGGCCAGGCCCUCGGCGGAAGCCAGUGGCCCCACCGCCAUCCCCAGCCGCCCGGGAGGAGCAGGGCCGAGGUCCCAGCAACUCCCAGAAGGUGCAGCAGGUGCUGACCCGCUCCAACAGCCUGUCCACCCCGCGGCCCACACGGGCCUCGCGGCUGAGGCGAGCUCGUCUGGGCGACACGUCGGACACAGAGACCGCAGACGGUGAGCGGGGCACCCCCAGCAACCACGAGGCGGCGGGUCGUCCGGUCACCGAGCAGGCCAAGAAGCUGUCGAGACUGGACAUCCUGGCCAUGCCCCGGAAGCGGGCAGGCUCCUUCACAGGCACCAGUGAUGCCGAGGCCGCCCCCGCCCGCUCUGGUUUCUCUGGCCGGAGUGCUGACUUGUACUGCACCAGCCACAAGCCCAUCAUGGCUGAGGCCCGGGCCGCAGCCAGGAAGUCUGCUGCCGCCUCCACAGCCCCUCGCCAGCCCUUCAGCAGGGCCCGCCCGGGCAGUGCCCGGUACCCCUCCUCCAAUGCUCGCCGCCGGCAGCCGGGCUCGGAUUACACGUCCACCUCCGAGGAGGAGUGCGGCUCCCCCAAACACGCCCGCUCCCAUGCCUCAACAGCCACGCAGACCCCGCGGGCCAGCAGCUCCAGCCGCACCCAGCCCCGGGCCCCUGGUCCACGAGACACGGACGAGGAGGAGGAGGCGGCCGACCCCUACGGCUUCAUCGUGCAGACGGCUGAGAUCGCUGAGAUUGCCAGGCUGAGCCAGACACUGGUGAAGGACGUGGCCAUCCUGGCCCGGGAGAUCCACGAUGUGGCUGGGGACGGUGACCCGCUGGGCUCGCCGGGGCCCACCCGCAGCCCUUCCCUCAACAACGUGCCCAGCACCCCUGCCUCCACCAUCUCUGCCCGCGAGGAGCUGGUGCAGCGCAUCCCCGAAGCCAGCCUCAAUUUCCAGAAGGUGCCACCCGGUGCCCUGAACUUGCGGGACUUCGACCAGAACAUGAACGACCGCCGCGAGGACACGCUGGUCUCCAAGACGAAGCCGCGGAACCGCGAGGAGGUGAUCUUCGAUAACCUGAUGCUGAACCCCGUGUCCCAACUGUCGCACGCCAUCCGUGAGAACACAGAGAGCCUCACCCAGAAGAUGAAGAUCCUUUUCCAGAACUCGGGACGCGCAUGGGAGGACUUGGAAGCCAGGAUCAAUGCUGAGAAUGAGGUGCCCAUCUUGAAGACGUCCAACAAGGAAAUCAGCUCCAUCCUGAAGGAACUGAGGCGCGUGCAGAAGCAGCUGGAAGUCAUCAACGCCAUCGUGGACCCCAGCGGGAACCUGGACCUGCUGACGGGAAAUGGGAGCUCAGGGGGCUCGGCCCCGCCAGGGAAGGGCCGGGCAGCCACCCAGAGCCUGUCCCCCUCGGCGGAGACGGGGCUGCCCGCCCUGCCGCUGAGGGGCUUUCCGCCACGCGUGAACUGUGGCUCCUCCGGCCUCCCAGACGCCAUCUUCCUCCCCAACACCCAGGGGUUCCUGAUCUAG
Messenger RNA from Trichechus manatus latirostris (Florida manatee), 4578 nucleotides. RefSeq names its product centrosomal protein 170B (gene CEP170B). Gene Ontology annotation, molecular function: protein binding. The transcript has 18 exons. The record is from RefSeq and is a predicted model, not a curated record. The coding region runs from base 1 to 4578 and encodes 1525 amino acids. NCBI's taxonomy places the organism in Eukaryota, Metazoa, Chordata, Mammalia, Sirenia, Trichechidae.